AUGGCAGAGGAAAUGGCAAACAUGAAGCCAGCUUGUGGCAGUGGUGAGGAGGUGGGAGAGUACGACCUGCCCUUGCACGUCGUGGCCCUUUUCUUGGUCAUGGGCUUCUCAUGCCUUGGAGCGGGUUUCCCCGUCGUGGCAAAGAAGGUCAAGUGGAUGAAGAUUCCACCUAAGGUGUUUUUCGCUUGCAAGCAUUUUGGUACAGGUGUCUUGAUCGCAACAGCAUUCGUUCACCUGCUGCCUACAGCGUUCGCCAGCUUGAUGGAUCCAUGCCUUCCGGACUUCUUCACUGAUAUUUACCCGCCAAUCACUGGCGUCAUCAUGAUGGCUGCUCUCUUUGCCCUCUUCGUUAUUGAGAUGACCCUGAACCACAAGAUGGGUGGCCAGGCUCAUUCUCACGGUGGCAACUUCGGUACCAGCGCACCUGCGGCACCGACGAUGGCUCCUGAGCGCCCUCCCCGAUAUAAUCACCAAAGCUACGAGACGGAUGUGUCCUUUGAGAAGAAGGUCCAGCAGCAAGUCUAUGCCGACCAGGAGAGGUUCGAGCGCCUGCAGCCCAACCCCUUUGGCGACGACGCCCAGGAGCUGGCUGCGCGCUCAGAGAUGCCUCCUUGGUUCAUCGUCUUUUACGAGCAGUACGUCCGCCAGCGCAUGGAGAUGGUCAACAUCAUGAAGGGCUCGCAGCCUCAGGUUUCCGUCCAGCCCACAUACAAUGUCUCCGAGCCCUCCAAGCCCGCGGUUGGCCUCAUCGACUCGCCUUACAUCGAUGUUGAAACUGGCCUGCCCGUCGACGAGAUGACGUACAAGAAGAUGUCCAUGAACAUCACCCUGCUUGAGGGCGGUAUCCUCUUCCACUCCGUCUUCGUCGGCAUGACCGUUUCUAUCACCAUCGAAGGCUUCAUUAUCCUGCUGAUCGCCAUCCUGUUCCAUCAAAUGUUUGAGGGUCUCGGUCUUGGUACCCGUAUCGCUGCUGUUCCCUAUGCCAAGGGCAGUAUUCGUCCCUGGGUGUUGGUCUUUGCUUUCGGAACCACUGCGCCCAUCGGACAGGCUAUUGGACUCAUCACUCGCAACACAUACGAUCCUAACAGCGCCUUUGGUCUGAUUAUUGUCGGUAUCUUCAACGCCAUUUCUUCCGGUCUUUUGUUGUAUGCAGCCACUGUUGAUCUUCUGGCUGAGGACUUCCUUUCCGAGGAGGCCCAACACACUCUCACUAAGAAGGAUAAGAUCACCGCCUUCAGCUACGUUCUUUUGGGAGCUACGGGCAUGUCUAUCGUUGGUGGCUUUGCCUAA
Messenger RNA from Diaporthe amygdali, 1290 nucleotides. Its product is annotated as zinc-regulated transporter 2. Gene Ontology annotation, biological process: zinc ion transmembrane transport. The coding region runs from base 1 to 1290 and encodes 429 amino acids. Gene Ontology annotation, molecular function: zinc ion transmembrane transporter activity. Gene Ontology annotation, cellular component: plasma membrane. The record is from RefSeq and is a predicted model, not a curated record. The transcript has 6 exons. NCBI's taxonomy places the organism in Eukaryota, Fungi, Ascomycota, Sordariomycetes, Diaporthales, Diaporthaceae.